GGAGGCGAGCCUGGUGGAUGUAAGCGGUGGUUUGGAGACAGAAUCCUCUAAUGGGAAAGAUGCUCUAGAAGGUGCUGCGGACACUUCGGAGGUGACGGAUGCUCAGGGGGGCUCCGUGGACGAAGAGAACGGCCGGCAGCUGGGCGAGGUGGAGCUGCAGUGCGGGAUAUGCACCAAGUGGUUCACGGCGGACACCUUCGGCAUAGACACCUCAUCCUGCCUGCCUUUCAUGACCAACUACAGUUUUCACUGCAACGUGUGCCACCACAGCGGGAAUACCUACUUCCUCCGGAAGCAAGCAAACUUGAAGGAAAUGUGCCUUAGUGCUUUGGCCAACCUGACGUGGCAGUCCCGCACACAGGAUGAACACCCGAAAACCAUGUUCUCCAAAGAUAAGGAUAUUAUACCAUUUAUCGAUAAAUACUGGGAGUGCAUGACGACCAGACAGAGACCUGGGAAAAUGACUUGGCCAAAUAACAUCGUUAAAACGAUGAGUAAAGAAAGGGACGUGUUCUUGGUAAAGGAGCACCCUGAUCCUGGGAGUAAAGACCCAGAAGAAGAUUACCCCAAAUUCGGACUUCUGGAUCAGGAUCUCAGUAACAUUGGUCCUGCCUACGACAACCAGAAGCAGAGCAGCGCCGUGUCCACCGGCGGGAACCUAAACGGGGGAAUCGCAGCAGGAAGCAGCGGGAAGGGGCGAGGAGCCAAACGCAAACAGCAGGACGGAGGGACGACGGGCACCACCAAGAAGGCCCGGAGUGACCCCUUGUUUUCUGCUCAGCGCCUCCCCCCACACGGCUACCCCUUGGAGCACCCGUUUAACAAAGACGGCUACCGGUACAUUCUGGCCGAGCCCGACCCCCAUGCCCCUGACCCGGAGAAGCUCGAACUCGACUGUUGGGCAGGAAAGCCCAUCCCCGGAGACCUCUACAGGGCCUGCUUGUAUGAGCGGGUCUUGCUGGCUCUGCAUGACCGAGCUCCGCAGCUGAAGAUCUCGGAUGACCGGCUGACGGUGGUGGGGGAGAAGGGCUACUCCAUGGUGCGGGCCUCUCACGGGGUGCGGAAGGGUGCUUGGUACUUCGAGAUCACCGUGGACGAGAUGCCGCCGGACACAGCUGCCAGGCUGGGGUGGUCCCAGCCCUUGGGUAACCUUCAGGCCCCCCUGGGCUAUGAUAAAUUCAGCUACUCCUGGCGAAGCAAAAAGGGCACCAAGUUCCACCAGUCGGUCGGCAAGCACUACUCCUCUGGCUACGGGCAGGGCGACGUCCUGGGCUUUUACAUCAACCUGCCCGAAGACACGGAGACGGCCAGGUCGCUGCCUGAUACUUACAAGGAUAAGGCUCUGAUAAAGUUCAAGAGUUAUUUGUAUUUUGAGGAAAAAGACUUCGUGGAUAAAGCAGAAAAGAGCCUGAAGCAGACGCCCCACAGCGAGAUAGUAUUUUAUAAAAAUGGUGUCAACCAAGGCGUGGCUUACAAGGACAUUUUCGAGGGCGUGUACUUCCCGGCCAUCUCACUCUACAAGAGCUGCACGGUUUCCAUUAACUUUGGCCCGUGCUUCAAGUACCCGCCCAAGGACCUCGCCUACCGCCCUAUGAGCGACAUGGGCUGGGGCGCCGUGGUGGAGCACACUCUGGCGGACGUCCUGUACCACGUGGAGACCGAGGUGGACGGGAGGCGGAGUCCUCCGUGGGAACCCUGACCGGGCCACGCUUUCCGUCCAGACGCGGCCUUCUGGGGAAGAGACUGGGCUUUCGGUUUUGGUUUUUAACGGUCUCCAUUGUUUUCCCAAAGAUGCUGCAGGACACAGCCUCUGCUUUGAGCACGGCGGGCCGGCGGGGCUGCCGGGCUGCCGGGGCUGCCGGCUCCUGCUCUCCCGCCUGCCCCCUCACUUACUGCCCUCACUGUGGUGAGCCAGCCCUGCCAGCGUGGGGCCCAGGAGCUCUCUGUGACACGGUGCUGGACCCAGGCGGCCCGGGUGACCUGCGGGAAGUGAGCUCACAGGGGACACUUCCUUCUGUGGGCACCGGAUCCAUUCACCUGAUGGCCACAGAGGUGGCCUGCCUGAGAGCCACUGAAAUCCGGGGCAUGCGUUUCAAAGCCCGCUCCCGGCCGCCCCUUCGCUGUGGGUGUGGUUAUAUUAAUUUUGAAAUAGACUGUUCGACACAGGGACCUCCGGAAGCCCCAGGUCUCUGACUGCUCUUGUGAAGGGACAUGCUUGUAGCGCUGACAGUUAGAAACUCUUCCCAAAUAAAACUUGUUUCCGGGUU
Messenger RNA from Tupaia belangeri chinensis (Chinese tree shrew), 2267 nucleotides. It is a transcript of the gene ASH2L, whose product is annotated as ASH2 like, histone lysine methyltransferase complex subunit. Gene Ontology annotation, molecular function: transcription cis-regulatory region binding; protein binding. NCBI's taxonomy places the organism in Eukaryota, Metazoa, Chordata, Mammalia, Scandentia, Tupaiidae. The record is from RefSeq and is a predicted model, not a curated record. Gene Ontology annotation, cellular component: Set1C/COMPASS complex.